This is a messenger RNA of Cladophialophora immunda, 2416 nucleotides long. RefSeq lists its product as uncharacterized. The record is from RefSeq and is a predicted model, not a curated record. The coding region runs from base 760 to 1839 and encodes 359 amino acids. Gene Ontology annotation, cellular component: nucleus; cyclin-dependent protein kinase holoenzyme complex. Gene Ontology annotation, molecular function: cyclin-dependent protein serine/threonine kinase regulator activity; protein kinase binding. The transcript has a single exon. Gene Ontology annotation, biological process: regulation of cyclin-dependent protein serine/threonine kinase activity. Lineage: Eukaryota; Fungi; Ascomycota; Eurotiomycetes; Chaetothyriales; Herpotrichiellaceae.
GGAUCCCCAGGCUGCGGCGAAAAAAGCCUGGAUCUUUUUUCGUCUCGAGGGCGCGUGACACGUUGACCUUUUCUGGGGGAAGUCGGACAACCAAUGUAUGCUAUAUGUAUACACUUGGCCACACACAUUGCGAACGCCAAAGCUGUCCUGCCAGCUCUUUAGGAGGUGUUCCUCGUCUCGACAUUGUAUCUGGUGCUCUUGCAUUCGGUCUCCGUACCACCAGGCACAGACAACCGACCUCAUUCCAACACCCUCAUUCGUCCCUCCACCAUUCACACACCCUUGGACUCCUGAUGCGCGCUGUCCUCCUGCCGGCGCAAGCCUGAUUGUUUCUACCUAGUCCUCACUCCGAGGGUCUGUGAAUGGCGACGCUUCCUUGUUCCCGAGCUCCGCGCCUUAUUCAUCCUGGUCCCAGCCGUGCUCAGCACGUUCAAGGGUCAUCAAAGUCAAAGCCCAAGCUGCGCCUGUCCCGCCUUUCGCCCGUUUGAAUUUUUUCCCUUACUGCAGUUGCAACUUGCCGACGACCUCGUUACUGAGCUCGCAAGCAGCUUCUGCCCAGCACCAUUCCAUCACCCUGCGCGAGGCAUCCAGCAGCUCCUGGGGGAGCGCAAUCAUCACCUUGACACGAGCUUGACCAUGUGGCGGAAUACUCGCCGCCCAUUUCAGAUACCAGCAGCGGCACGCGUCUCUCCGCCCAUGAUCGAGGUGGGCUGAUCAAAGGAAGGAAAAGAAAAACAUAUCAUCUGCGUGACGCAUAAUAUGGGUGGUUCAGAGUACCAAGGAGAGCAGAAAGAGGAGGCUGCGGGCGCAGCGUCGUCGUCGCUGCCCCAACUACCUGCGCCCCCGGAGCCUGAGAACGACAAGGGGAUUAUUCCCUCGAUCAAGAGCCCGUCGUUGGAAGGACUGGACGACCUCACUCCGGAGAAUGUGGACAUUUUCAAGCUGGAGCCGGUCGCGGCGCUGAAAUUGCUAUGUCGCAGUAUCGACGACCUCGUCCAAUUGACCGGCGACGUGCCUCCCACGCCACUGGCGCGGAGUCGAGGAGGGUCGCCCGCUCGAAGUCUCUCGAGGUUGCGUGAGUCAAUGACACCUGAUACCGCCACGCAAACACCCAAGAAGGAAAACACCAAGCUGCGGCCACCAGGGUCUGCUUCGCAGCAGGAACACAUCGAUGGAGUGCUGUUUGUGAAGACACCCAUAGGCUCGCCUGAAGCGCACGAGCAUGAACCCACGGCGGCGGCCCGUAUUAUCGGGGCCAACGCUCAGCCUCUGUAUAUCCAGCACGGAGCACUCGCGCGAAAGUUUUACUCGAAGCGGCCGCCUCCCAUUUCUACUGAGGACUAUCUGAUGCGCAUGCACAAAUACUGUCCCAUGUCCACGGCGGUCUACCUGGCGGCUUCUCUCUAUAUCACGCGACUGGCCGUCCUGGAGAAGAUCUUGCCGGUGACCCCACGGAACGUGCACCGCUUGCUCUUGGCCACACUGCGAGUCGCCAUGAAGGCGCUCGAGGACCUGUCGUGGCCCCACGCCCGCUUUAGCAAAGUGGGUGGCGUGUCCGAGGGCGAACUGGGCCGGCUGGAAAUCACGUUUUGCUACCUGAUUGAUUUCAGUUUGAAAGUGGACGCUGAGAUGCUGCAACACGAGGCCGAGAAUCUGUGUCGGCACAACCGAUACGAGGCCGUCCUUUUUGACUAUCCUCUGGGUCCGCUCGAGCUGCGAAUGCCGGAAAAUGGGGACCGGAAAUCAAGGGGCGCGGAGAAACGAAAGGCCAGCAGCACCUUGCCCAGCAGGCCUGUUGUCCAGGUCGGCGCGGGCAUUGAAGUGUUGGGUCAAUCUUGAACGGCUGCCCACGGCGGCUCCAAGCCGGAAAGAUUUUGGGAACGGCCAAAGGGAUACCGUGUUUGGGGGCAUGUGUACGGUUUUCGACAUGGUCGGGGUGGUAGGCAAGAUUGGCGCUUUGGGGGCAAACAUGCCACAUUUGAACUGGAUGGAUUCCCAGGGGCCAAACACAUGCACGAGAUUGGGCAAGCAUAUGAAUCUGAAACUGAGCGACGCAAAACUGGCUCGGUCGUUGAGUUUCUUGAGCCUGGCUUUAUCCAGGGAAUGACUAUUGUUUGAUGAACCAUCUGCUCGAUUAUCUGCGUGGUGCCCGAGACGCAUUGUCUACCGUAUGUUUGAAUAUUGAUCCGUGCCAAAUGGAUAGUGCCCAUCACGCAAGGCUUGUGUCACCUCGGUGGUAUAAACCGACCCCAGUCCACGGUUCUCUGCCGAGUAUGGAGUAUAGAUCCUGCUGACCUGGGGUUGGGACCACAAACAUACCAGAAGAAUCAAGCAAAGGCCGAGCCCGCGCAGAUGCUUGAUCCGACGAGAGAUUCUUAGAUCCACUUCUCCGUGCCUUUUGCCUGGCAAUAACCGU